Fonsecaea multimorphosa CBS 102226 is the source of this 3804-nucleotide messenger RNA. RefSeq lists its product as uncharacterized. Gene Ontology annotation, molecular function: phosphorelay sensor kinase activity. The transcript is spliced from 2 exons. The coding region runs from base 1 to 3804 and encodes 1267 amino acids. NCBI's taxonomy places the organism in Eukaryota, Fungi, Ascomycota, Eurotiomycetes, Chaetothyriales, Herpotrichiellaceae. Gene Ontology annotation, biological process: phosphorelay signal transduction system; phosphorylation. The record is from RefSeq and is a predicted model, not a curated record.
AUGGCUCCAGAAGCGGCGCGAGAGCGCGAAAUGCACAGGUACUAUCAGCCGUGGCUCGAGACCUUCCUGUCCACCGACUUCGAACCUGCCUCGGACUUCCCUCCUUCCAAUGAUCAGGCCCAACCGCAUCGACCACGUUCCUCCAGAGACAAGGCGCUGACAGCCUUUGCGCAACUGGGCUGUCUCCGCCUCAACGCCAAAAGAUGUAUAGUCACUUUGCUAGGAACUACCAGGCAAUAUAUCAUAGCCGAGGCUACGAAAUCUUUGUCCCUCUUGAGCGACGCUCACCACGACGAUGGAGAUGAACUGUGGUUCGGAAAUUCUUUCAUUGAGCGAGAGGGUGGCAUCUCGGCUGAUGCCAUGUAUCCUGAUGAAUAUACCGCCUCUGAUCCUGAUGGCUCUUCCUUCACCACGCCUGCGCUGGUCGUCAGCGACAUCUCGACCCAUGAGAAAUAUAAAACUCGAGGCUACGCUGGUCGGGGCGUUUCCUUUUAUUGUGGCGUACCAAUCACCACCCAAAUGGGCCAUGUCAUCGGGGUUUACAAUGUUACCGACGACAAACCACGUCAGAGUCUCUCGGCAACUGAACUUCAUUUCCUGCUCGACAUGUCCGUUAUCGUCAUCCAACAUCUGGAAGGUGUGCGAAACGAUCGUGCUAGAAUGAGGGGAGAGCGCCUCAUUUACGGCAUCGGGACAUUCAUAGAGGGUGAUAAGGCUGAAGCGGCCCCUGGAGACGGGUCCAAAUCACAGGGUGAUAAGUCGAAUGACUCCAAAACGAGCCAGAAUGGUGCCUCUGAGAGCACCAAGACAGCAGAAUUCAGGGGCUUAGUGAUUGGCGACGCAAAUGCACCUGUUGAAGAUUCGAACCGCAAGGGGGCCCGAGACCGUGCCAAUGGCAGAAAGAAAGCAACGUCUUCAGGGAUCACUCAGGAAAGCAUCCUCAACUACGUGUCUAGCCACACACAGGCGCCACCCCCGGCCAAAACGCCCAAGGACAAGAUAUUACAGGAGUCUCGGCAGGUUUUUGAUCGUGCCGCUGCCGUUCUCCAAUACUGCCUCCGCGCCACCGGGGUUGCGUUCCUCAAUGCGAGCUCCGCCAACCUGAGUUCAGGCUCGAGCAUGAAAACUUCUGGGGCUGCUGUAUCCGAAUUCCAUCAUGCUAAAUCUAAAGGAAGAGGUCACUCGGACCACCAGAACGGAAUGCAGGGAUCAGAUUUGCAGGACGGUGGAGCGAGGGACGAUUCUACGGCCUCCAGCGACGACGCUGCGAGCACACGAAGCAACAGCGACUCAUCCGCCUCCCAGGGCAAGCGACAGGUAUGUGAGAUUCUGGGUAUUCGGACAGUCGAUGCCCAUCAAUCCAUCAGCCUCGCCGAUCCGACUAUGCGCCGUCUGGUCCGACGUCAUCCAAAAGGAAAAUGCUUUUCAUUCGACCAGUUUGGAAGACCGGCCUCCAGUGACGACAGCUCUGAGUCUGCAUCUGCGGCGGAAAUUUCCCAAGGGGAUGGUGAUCAACCAGCGAAAGUAGGACACCAUGUCCCCACAACCAACUCUCUGCUGAAAGCACUCCCCGGCGCAAGGAAGAUUGUCUUUCUGCCGUUGUGGGAUUUUGCGAAAGAGCGCUGGCACUCUGGACUGGUUGUUUGGUCAAAUGAUGCAGGCAGUCUGACUAACGUUGAGGACGAUAUGGUUUACCUCAAGGCUUUCAGUAACGCUGUUGUGAACGAGCUUAAUCGUAUCGAUUUGGCACUGUCCGAUACCGCCAAGUCAACAUUCCUUGCCAAUAUUUCUCACGAGCUUCGCUCGCCUCUUCAUGGUAUUCUGGGAAGUAUUGAAUUUCUCCACGAUACCGCCAUGGAUGACUUUCAGUCGUCUAUGGUCAUAAGCGUUGAGACAUGUGGAAAGACGUUGCUUGACACGGUCAACCAUGUGCUUGAUUACGCCAAAAUACAUAGUCUGUCCAAAUCCCAUCGCCAGGAUCCAGCUUCUGCACAGGACCGUACGCAACGGAACAAGUCUGAAACCAACCUUACGGAGGAUUUUGACAUGGCGGUUGUGGUGGAGGAAGCGGUUGAAGCUGUGUACGCCGGGCAAGUCUUCCGGACCGCUAAUGCAGACGCAUUGGAAGGUAAAUCGCCAGUUCAGACCGCUGCCAGUCGAGCCAUGCAACAAAGGCUAGAUCGAAAGGCCAAUAUCAGCAAAGGGUCGGCCAAAGCAUCAAGUGCUGUUCGCCUUACCCUAAACAUUGACGACCAUACCAACUGGUGGGUCAGAUCUCAACCUGGUGCCGUCAGGCGGAUUGUCAUGAACAUUCUUGGGAAUGCAUUGAAAUAUACCACCAAAGGGAGUAUCAAUGUUGCCCUCGAGGUUGACCGCUCCCGAAAUAAGAGUAGCUCAAACCUACACAUGCUGCUGAAAAUCGCCGACACCGGCCGCGGCAUGUCGGAUGAUUUCAUGAAGAACCACGCAUUCACUGCAUUCUCUCAAGAGGACACGUUGGCAACAGGCACCGGGCUUGGGCUCAGCAUUGUCCGACAGAUUGUCGACUCUCUCAGAGGGAAGAUCGACCUGUCCAGCGAGAAAGAUGUGGGCACCGAAGUUAGAAUCUGGCUCAGGCUUCCAAGAAGUGAAAAAGAUGUGAGUUCGUUCCCUGAAGCACACGUCAUUACAGACAUGCGCCAGCGCAUUUCAGGACGGGAGAUGUGCAUGCUCUUGCCCUAUGACGAGAAGAACAACGAAACAGAUGUCCGUUAUCUGGUCCCAAUGCCAACAAUAGAAAGCUCAAUGCGAAAUUUGGUGUCUCAGUGGUUUCGGAUGAAGAUCACCACGACAAAGACCAUGGAUGGCAUCUCACCGGACUUCUUCAUCUAUCCUGAGCCUCCGCCUAUUGACUAUCUAAUGGACUACCACGGCAAGCCAGAAACGGAGAAGGAGGUUCCCGUCAUCAUAUUGUGCACGAAUGCAUUUGAAGCUGCAUCCCUGAGGUCCAAUGGUAUACACUAUCUCACCGACAUUGGUAGAGUCAUUGAGGUGAUUGCGCAACCUUGUGGGCCGCAGAAGCUGGCCAAAGUACUUAACCGGUGUAUGCAACGGUUGGAGCUUCUGCAAAAGGACCAUACCAAAAAGCCUUCGAAGACGGCUGCGUUGUCGUUCUUCCGAGGCAGGCACUCAGAUAAGGAGAGCAUCCGAGCGACAGAAAACACACCUGGCAAGGGUGAAGAACCCGUCCAGGACGGUGGCCUUGGCUCCAUGCCUGACGGUGACAAUGCAGCCAAGCCCGAAUCGCAUGAGACUUCGCGCGAGCCUCCCAAUGAGACCCAAUCACGACCUCAAAAACCGUCAUUAACAAAGAUGGGCACCUCGGACGGUGCCGUCACAUUGACCGAGUCAGACGGCACAAAAAGCGCUGCUUUACCUCGAGAACCUGACACAAAUAACCCGCGAGUCCUGGUGGUCGACGACAAUCACAUUAACCUGCACCUCCUCGUUACCUUCGUUCGCAAAGCUGGCCACCCGUUUGAAUCGGCCACCGAUGGCUUGAAGGCUCUAGAAGCAUACAAGAAGAGCGUCCGCGAAGAUGGUGGUCGAAACGCCUUUAAACAUAUUUUCAUGGACAUCUCGAUGCCUGUGAUGAAUGGGAUAGCAUCCGCCAAAGAGAUUCGACAAUUCGAGAAAGACAACAAGGUUGAUCCACCGGCCAAGAUAAUUGCUCUGACGGGUAUGGGUAGUGACGUUGCCCAUAAUGAGGCGAUCAACGCCGGGUUCGAUCAGUUCUUGAGUAAGCCGAUUGUAAGUCUGCCUUGA